AAAAUCAAGCUCGACAACUCGCUCUCUUCCCCCAGCAUCUUCACCCUCACAGUCCCCAAAAUGGCUGCUCAAUCCCGCGCAGCAAUGAAGCUCGACUGGAGCAAAGUCGGCAGCCAACUCGGCCUUCGCGGCAGCACGGCCACAGCUCUCGCGAACUUCAAGAAGCGAAACGACGACGCCCGCCGCCGCGUGCAAGUGCUCCAAGACCAGCCCUCCACCGUCGACUUCGGACACUACCGCUCCGUCCUGAAAAACACGGCCGUGAUCGAUGAGAUCGAGCAGUACUUCAAGACCUUCCAGCCGAAAACCUACGACGUGAGCAAGCAGAUCAAGGCCAUCGAGAGCUUCGAACAGGUCGCGAUCAAGAAUGCGGAGGAGACCAAGGGUAAAGUCGAGGUCGAGCUGAGGAGCUUGGAGAAGGCGUUGAACGAUAUUGAGGGCGCAAGGCCGUGGGAUGAGACUACCGUCGACGAUGUUGCUGCCGCGGCGCCCGAGAUUGAUGAGUACACGGCCAGAUUGGUUAAGAAGGGACGAUGGAUGCCUCCGGGAUACCAGGAGAGGUUCCCCAAUUUGUCGGUGCUGUAGACGAUACGCUGCAAGGAGAGAAGGAGAGAAGAGAGAGGAGCAAAUGGUUGGGAGCGGCACAGUUUUUCUCAGACUCGAUGCUUUUGUUUCCCCAACCGAGAAUUUAUGUAUAGUGGCUUAGAUCAAAACAUGAGCACUUGUUCAACACCUCGAUGCUAUCAGAGCAACUGUUCUCUCACCCAGGUGUCGUCCACAAGGAGCAAACUAAUCGGUUGACUGUUAGGAUGCGAGGAGCUGAUCUGAGCCAACGCACUACUUCGUUUUCACUGACGAGCAAAAUUAGGAGCGAGAAUCCCAGAGCUCGAGAACGCAUUCAGCGUCGGAUCAGUUCUAUGCUCCAUCGAUCUAUUCUGACACAAAUCAGUCCCCUUGCUACGAAGAGAUACGGCCAAGUCCACCACAAAUGCUCCAAGUCAUGUGUUG
This is a messenger RNA of Cladophialophora immunda, 1008 nucleotides long. RefSeq lists its product as uncharacterized. Lineage: Eukaryota; Fungi; Ascomycota; Eurotiomycetes; Chaetothyriales; Herpotrichiellaceae. Bases 61 to 585 code for a protein of 174 amino acids. The record is from RefSeq and is a predicted model, not a curated record. Gene Ontology annotation, molecular function: proton transmembrane transporter activity. Gene Ontology annotation, biological process: proton motive force-driven ATP synthesis. The transcript is spliced from 3 exons.